Molecule: messenger RNA, 1317 nt
Organism: Cuscuta campestris
Lineage: Eukaryota; Viridiplantae; Streptophyta; Magnoliopsida; Solanales; Convolvulaceae
Source: the annotation of a GenBank genome assembly
UUAUAGUAGUAUAAAAUAUAAAGAUUAAAAUUUGGGAUAAUAAUAAUCUUGUAUAUUUCUAUAGAAAAUAUUUCUAAUAAUAUUUAGAAAAUAUUAUAGAUAUUUUCUAUACACAAAAUGAUAUUAAUGGAACCAAACUAAUAUAUUCUCUCUCUUGAAAUGAUUUCAGGGUGUCCUUAACACAUAGACACUGGCAUCAAAAGGUGGUGCAAUUUCUUCAUGGGGUACACCACACUUCAUCACUUUCAGAUUAGUGCACGUACAGCAGGUCACUCGAGUUAUCAAAGGUCUGAUCAUCACACACACACAAGGUCUAGGCUAAUCACAAAGGCCAUCCUCAUGGUUAAGCAGGUAACAUCAAUGUAUAGGAAUAGCAACAUGGUCCACCAAAGGGUAAGCAUAGGAAUCACAACAGAAGAACUCCAAUGUUGCAAGAGAAAACUGGUAGGGUCAUCAGCAUCAACGCGUAUACAGGAGCAAGUAAGAUCAUCACAGGCCAUACGACAACAAUUAAAAUCUUCAUUAAGUGGACUGGUACAAGAGAGCUUGCCAAGAUUCCAGACAUAUCUCCCACAGCCAUAUUUCAAUGGUAUAGGCAGAGGUUCAUCAGCAGCAGCAUCAGCAAAUCAGUUCACAAAGAGGGUUGAGGACCAGGCAGGGUCCUAAAACCAUCAAUCCAAGCUAUCUGGGUACAAAUCCAAGAGAUGGCAGGCCGUCAAAGAUUUCCAUAAAGAGUAGUUUCUAACAAAGGUCAGAAUGAUCAAAGUUCCAAGGUACAAACACAAUUCACAUCCAUCAAUCAAAUCCAGAUCAAAGUCAAAACUAGGAUAUAGUCCAAGCUAUCCUAACCCAAGUUGAAGGAAACUGGGUUAGUUUAGUUGGUCAAAAUCCAGGAAAACAGCAAGGAGAGAGGAGAAAGGAACAAAGAGAGAAGGGGGGGGGGAGAAGUAAACAGAAGAAGAGAAGGGGAAAGAGGGAAGACAAAGGGAAGGAGAGGUGGUGAGACCACCCAAACCAGGACCCAAUCCCACUUCUAACCACCCAAAAGGGGUAGGAAGAAGUAAGUUUGUUUCCACAGCCAAAACUCUACCCAAAAAACUACCCAGGAUCCAGGCCACUCUACUUUAGCCCAAUCAGAAGAAAGAGUUGGGUUAAUUUAGUGUGGCAUGGUUCCAAGAGAGGACAAAGUGAGGGAGAAAGGAAGGAAAAUGAGAAAAGAAGGGGGGAGAGAGGAAGAAGGAAGGGAAAGAGGGUAAACCCUCAACAAAUCCAGGACCCUAAAGUCUCUCUAUACAUCAAGAAAGGAUGCACAGAGUU